Molecule: messenger RNA, 1877 nt
Organism: Lampris incognitus (smalleye Pacific opah)
Lineage: Eukaryota; Metazoa; Chordata; Actinopteri; Lampriformes; Lampridae
Gene: pdzd11
Product: PDZ domain containing 11
Exons: 6
Coding region: 37-525 (162 amino acids)
Biological process (GO): maintenance of epithelial cell apical/basal polarity; neurotransmitter secretion; protein localization to basolateral plasma membrane
Cellular component (GO): synapse; cell-cell junction; basolateral plasma membrane
Molecular function (GO): protein binding
Source: RefSeq, a predicted model, not a curated record
CUUUUUUCCCCAGGGAAGAAUAUAUGAAAUACAUAAAUGGAUGCUGUACAUUCUAUUCAUCAGCUCAAAUGUCUUCUCCACAAAGAUUUUGUUGCCAUGGACCAGAAGAUCCCAUAUGAUGACUACCAGCUCCCAGUGGUUUUUCUCCCUUCUUAUGAGAGCCCGCCAGCAUGGAUACCUCAACAAGAGCGGGUCCACCAUCCUGACUACAACAAUGAACUCACCCAGUUCCUUCCGCGUACCAUCGUAUUGAAGAAACCUCCAGGGGCUCAGCUUGGCUUCAACAUUCGAGGGGGCAAGGCCUCUCAGCUAGGAAUCUUCAUAUCAAAGGUGGUCCCAGACUCUGAUGCUCACAGGGCAGGGCUACAGGAGGGGGACCAGGUGCUUUCUGUGAAUGAUGUGGACUUCCAAGACAUAGAACACUCAAGGGCUGUAGAAAUCUUGAAGACUGCUCGAGAAAUUCUGAUGAGGGUGCGCUUCUUUCCUUAUAACUACCAGAGACAGAAGGAAAGGACUGUGCACUAGGUGGCAGCAGAUCACCUAGAGGGGGAGCAAGUGAGCAUCAGUUGGACUGAUGUCCUUGGCGGAUAGAUGCAUUACGUCAUCGUCCUCGUCCUCCCACAGACUCCAGCCUCCAUCCUGUCUCAGUGCCAGGAUGAGUGGCCCGUGACGAACACAUCCAUUCAUAGUUCCACCUGCUAGGACAGCACCUCAAAUACUGACAGUUUUCUCUCCAACCCAAACAGCCAAGCAUUCUUUCUUCUAAUCCAAUCCUGGACAGAUGUUAUCCAAACAAGCAGCACUCACUGUUUACUCUGCCUGCUGCAAUCUGUUCUGACAGCCUCUUGACAAUCAGAAAUUUACAUUGCCGAUGGAUUUUUGAUAUACUCUCAAAAAGGUUAUAUCUUAAUGAGUAGGAUGUAUAGCAUUAAUACACAAUAUGGUUGCAUAGCAUAUAGAUUAUAUAUUAUAUAUAAGAUUAUAUCCUAACAGUUUCUGGAUUAACCACUUUCUAUAUUCAUUCAGUUUUAUUUCAACCUUGACCAGAGGUUUUCACUCACUUUGAUUGCCAGUUGCCAUGAUUUUCCAAAAAUUUGUGUUGGUGAUAUUACUGCGGAGACAUAUUGAGCAUGUUUUGUGGACCAUGUGGUACAAGGAUGACAGGAUCUCAGUGUUAGGUAGCGGUGCAAGAUAUACUGUAAGAAUAUAAAAAUCACUGUGCAGAUACACCUUCAACUCUUGCUGUAUGAAACUAAACAGAACGUGUAGGUAUUUUUCAUUGACCAUCAUUCAUGUCCCACAAUUGCGGUGUUACUGCAAAAAAGUAAAUGACAUAUUUAGAAUGUUGAAUAUUUCACAUUAGGUUACUAAUAUGUAUGUACUGCUUUGUGGUGCAGUUAUGAUAUUGCGUUCAAUGUGCCAAAUCCAUUAUAAUGAGGAUAAAGUCUUCCACUCUGUUCUUCCAGUGACCCUGACAAGUGGGACGAUCCUAAUGUCAGCAGUGUUGUACAGUAUACUGUGUCAUGUCAUGUUAACAUGUAAUUUCAUGUUACUACAGUAUCUUCAUACCCAGUAGGUUCUCUUGUCUGAAGUGAUCAGAGGUCAUGAUAAAGGCGCUUUUUCCAGAUGAGCUGUCUGACCUUGUUCCAUAGUGAAUGUGAUCUUGUCAAACACAAAAUUAAACUGUUUCUCAACGUUCAUCAGUGAAACCGCAAUAUUAACUGGAAUCUAAAGAGAAACAGGACAAUUUUACAAUCCCAGUGUGCUUAUGUAAGAGUUUUUCUAAGAGUUUGAACCCGAGAUUGUCUUGUCACUGCUGAAGACGUCAAGUAAGAUGGGCCGGUUUGCUCCGGAGAGGCUCAACUUGUUGUUCCACU